Messenger RNA from Durusdinium trenchii, 3169 nucleotides. The record is from the annotation of a GenBank genome assembly. NCBI's taxonomy places the organism in Eukaryota, Dinophyceae, Suessiales, Symbiodiniaceae.
CAGGAGGGCAGAUGUCUCUUUCAGCCAUACUUGGAAUGUAGCAUCUGGUUUCUGGACAUGGAGGUCAAUGACCAAGUGGCCUGCGCUCAGCCCCUGCGCAAGUCCAGGCAAAGGGCUUGUGUUUUAGGGCCAGGCAUACUAAUCCAGUAGCCACUUUACAAUUGCAAUUCAUAGGAAUAUCCAUCUAAUUAGAUAGGAAAAGCUCUUUCUCUCAUCCCUUGCUGUUCAGUCAGUAAGCGGGGCCGCACAAGCUCAGCAAAAAGGUUUUCUCACCGGACUUUUACGUAGUCGAUUCACUUGGACUUCGCCUGCCUGGAAGACCGAGGAGGAAGAGGACUCCGGAUGAUGUAGGUACGCAUCAAUGGCCCUCCAGGUAGAAGGUGUGUUAUUCCUGACAUGACCCGCAAAGACCACAGAAUUGAAGUGGACAAGCUAUGUCAAGUUCUGGCUCACCUCACUUGCCAGCAACCUUUGUGAACGAUGAACAGACCAAUAACUCAAAAUUAGACAUCAUGUCACGCGUCGCUUCUGUCACGUCAAAAGGUUGUGUCAAUCGCCCCUCUCCUGGACGGAAAGAAUUUCUUCAGCGAACUUGAAGGUCUGUAUGCGCUGUAUGCUCUCGCCUUAGCCUUGCACUUGGCACUGCGUUUGGGCAGUGCCUUUGGCUUUGCCUUGGCUUUCAGCCUAUUCUCGCGGUUCUGCUUCAGCAAGAGCCGUUGCUCCUCUCUGGGAAUCUUGGGCGCAAGCUGCUGGUCAAUAUCAGAUCCCAUGACGCAAAGCUCACGAUGUGCUACGGCAACCUUGCGCACUGUGCAGAGGGAACAAGGUGCCGGUGCUGCCCUCCAAGCGCUUGGAGCCCUCAUGGAGUCCCGAAUGGAGGUGAACGUGUUUCACUACAACACUGUCAUAUCCGGGUGGGCAAUGGAAGGUGAUGGCCUGCUUGCCAGGAAGAUCUUCAGGCAGAUGUGCAAAAGUGACAUUCGACCAACCAUUGUCAGUUAUGGGGCUCUCGCUUCUGCUGUUGGGAAAGACAUGUUAUGGCACCUGAGCAUGGACUUGCUGCAGCAAAUCAAGCCAGCAGCUCUGGAGCCCAAUGCUGUGUUGUUAUCUUCUGCGGCAGCAUCUUUGCAGCAAGGUCAACAAUGGCGUCUCGCUUCGAGAAUGCUUUGCACCAUGAUGAUGCAGGAAGUGCUGGCCAAUUUGAUUUGCCUUAACUCUGUCAUGAGUGCCCUUGCAAAGACCGACCAGUGGCUGGCAGCAUUGCAGCAGCUUUCAGAGAUGUUUCAAGUUGCUUUGGAGCCGGACUCCGCUAGCUAUGUUUGCUGCAGAGGCAGCUGGCACAAAGUGUGUCACAUGUUGCGAAGUGCGUCAUUGGCUGGCAUACGGAGAAGCCACAAAUUGGUGAACAUGGGGGCUGCUGCUUGUGCUGCUGAUUCGCAAUGGCACCAGGUUCUCUUGCUGCUCCGGGAGAUGGCGAUGCAGUUCCUCCAGUUGACAGUUGUGAGCUUCAACACUGCAGUCAAUGCCUGUGGAAGGGUGGGCGGUCUAUGGCCUCGGGCGAGUACACUCCUACAGGUGACAGCAGAAAAAUUGCAGCCAAAUGUGGUGACCUUCAACACUCACAUUAACGGCCUUGAAGAGAGCAACUGGGGCCUUUCAUUGGCCCUGGUGGACCGUAUGUCUUACAUGCAGGUUCUAGCGGACCAGCUGACUCGCAACUGUAUCAUCAGUUCUGGUCAUUGGCAGCUGGGCCUGGACUACAUCAGCUCCGGCAUCAAAGGUAUGCAGGUUGAUUUGCUUGGACUUAAUUCUGCCAUAAGCAGCUCAGAGCGCUGUGGUCAUUGGUGGGAUGCGCUGGCCCUAUUUGAAUCAAUAUCACAUUUUUGCCGCCCCAGUGUUGUGAGCCAAAAUGCGGUGCUCAGUGCAUGUGAACAAGGGGUUGAAUGGAAGAGAGCAUUGGUGCUCUUGCGCCAGUGGAGACGGAUGAGGAGUUACGCAAUGCUACCUGGACCUUCAUCCUCAUUCUCCUUUGGUUUCAUCACUUUUGUCCACCGCCUGCACACUCAAGUUGCUGCCACCUGAGUGUUUGCAUAUCGGGAAGGAUGUGAUGCUUUCCAUUUUAUGCCCUCCCCGGAUCAUAUGUCAUACGUGCAAAGACGUUGGCUGUUGCUGCGCCAAUGCGACUCAGAAUGCUGCACCUUCAACACCUUGCCAUGGGACUGCGGAUACUUUCAGCUACAACUCAUCCAUCAGCGCUUGCAGUGUGGCUUGGACCCAAUCGUUGCAAUGCUUUGGCGACAUGGCCGGCGUGAUGACACGUGAUUUGGUCGCCUACAACGCUGCUUCUCACGCAUUGGGGUCUUCCGGCUUUUGGAUGCAAAGCUUGAGGCUGUUUUACUUUGCCUUGCGAGAUCGGGUUGAACAUCUCGACCCAGCAGCAUACGGCACUUUAGUGAUGGCAUGUGGGAGUGGCUUUCAAUGGUCAUUUUCGUUGACUUACUUGAGGGCAAUGACGAACAUGUCUUUCUAUCCACACAUUGGCAUUACAAGUUCUGCAGUGAGCGGCUGUGAGAAGAGUGGCCAACCAUUCUGUCCUCAAGGGACACCGCACGGCCUUUCACACUCCAUCUCUCCGUCAGCGGGGCCUGUUUGAUCAGAUCUCUCCAGCGAAAUGACACCCGCUCCCCCAGGAGCAGAUGCAGACCAGUUGAAUUGAGGAAACGCUAGGAACCUCUCCUGCUUGGGCAAGUGCCACCAGCUGCAACACGCUGCAAUGCAAGUACUUGGCCAGUUCAGAGAUGCAGCUUUGGCUGCAUGCAGUUGUACGACCAGCGCCAACAAGGCCGUUCAUCUCAAACGUCGGCCUCACUCUGCCGGUGGGAUGAACGGCCUUGCCAUUUCCCCACUCCACCAAAUUGGCCAAGUGCCACUACCUGAGAGGAUGGCUUGGAGACUGUGAGAGUCGGGCGGUGUGAAAAGUCACGUGGAGCUCGUGGAACACGAUUUGUGAUAUUUUGUGAUUAGUUGGGGUCCUGGUUCGUUUCUGUCGAUUACUGCAUCAGUAUGAGUUAUGAGUCAUGAGUCUUUCUAGAUUCUAGCAUCGUUAGUCUCCUACACGAAUAGCAUAAUCACGAUCACAAAAAUUUACUGUAGUUGGCGCGGAAACCCU